This is a messenger RNA of Paraglomus brasilianum, 741 nucleotides long. The record is from the annotation of a GenBank genome assembly. Lineage: Eukaryota; Fungi; Glomeromycota; Glomeromycetes; Paraglomerales; Paraglomeraceae.
AUGGCAACAGAUCAAGAUCCCACUACUAUCUCAUGGAGAGAUCCUGACUGGAUAUCUGUCCAACCUGGUGGAUUAAACACAGAAAAUGUUCUCGAUUAUUUUGCUGGAUCUCCUUUCUGGGAUCCUCUAUGUAACAACAACAUUCUCAAAAUGCAAACUAAAUAUAAUGACUUGAAAGAUUUUAACCUAGAUUUGAAGAAAAUGACUGGAAUUGAAUAUGAAGCUGCACACGAACGACCACCAGCUCUGUGGGUUAUACGCAAACAGCACCGCACAAGUGAACAAUAUGCAGAGCCACUCGCUACUUAUUAUAUUCUAAAUACUAAUAUAUUCCAAGCACCAGAUCUACAUUCAAUAUUGGGCAGUCGUAUACUUGCAAGUCACUUUUGUCUGCAAACAGCAUUCAAAGAAGCAUAUAAACGAGUAGAAUUUCAUCCAGCAACAGGGUAUACAUGGAGAACGGAAGACAUGUCUCAGAAGACUGAGGAUGAUGCUCAAAAAUCUCGUGUGUUACAUCAGGUUUCAGCAGAAUUAAGGGAUUUCCAACUUGGUGUUACGCGAGCGAUAGAAAGUACAAGUAGGAAAAUGAAUCAAUUUCAUCAGAUUGCACUGUCACCUCAGGUGGAUGAGGGUGAAGCAAAUUUUCAUCCUGAAGGCAUGACAUCAGAUGAUACUGGGAAGGGUGAUCAAGGGCAAACUGGAUCUACAUUGCCAGGUGAGCCUAUCUGGAUACUUGAUUAG